AUGCGCUGCUUCUCCCUCCUAGCCCUUGCUGCCGCCGCAAUCGCGCCAUUUGUUGGUGCUGCCCCCACUCCUGCCCCUCUUGACGUUGGUGCCGCCGUUGCUGGUGUUGCGGGCGUUCACGCUCGUCACGUUGAUGUCGCAGCUGGUGCCGUUGCCGGUGCUGAAGUCCAUGCUCGUCAUGUUGACGUAGCUGCUGGUGCAGGUGCUGUCGCCGACGUUCACGCUCGUAACGGCCAGAAGGGUGUCCAGGCUAUCCUUAUUGACCUCAAGGUUGCCCUCGGCGUCCACAUUGACGUCCUCAACCACCUCACUAAGGAUAACUGCACCGAGGAUAUUCUUACCACCCACCUAUCGGCCAUUGUCAAGGUUAUCGGCGAGGCGGUCGUUGAACUCAAGGCUCUCGUUGGCUUGGACAUCUCGGUUAUCCUCUGCUCUGUUGAUGGCACUGUUCAGGUCGCCGUUUCUGUUAUUGCAGAACUCCUCGCUGAAAUCCUCCUCUUGAUCUUUGGCGCACUCGGCUUCGUUCUUACAAUCAUAGCAGAUGUCAAGAUCCUCGUCGAUGUGCUCGUUGCUGUUGCCUUCGGCGACUGCUUGUGCGGCCUCAUCUCCGUCAUCAUCUCCCUCGUUGAUGGUAUCCUUGCUUGCCUUGUUCCCCUUGUCCUCGGACUCGUUAGCAUCCUCCUUACCCUCGGCCUCGGAGCUGUUGGAAAGGUCCUCACCAUUCUCUAA
Messenger RNA from Fomitiporia mediterranea MF3/22, 729 nucleotides. RefSeq lists its product as uncharacterized. The coding region runs from base 1 to 729 and encodes 242 amino acids. NCBI's taxonomy places the organism in Eukaryota, Fungi, Basidiomycota, Agaricomycetes, Hymenochaetales, Hymenochaetaceae. The transcript is spliced from 3 exons. The record is from RefSeq and is a predicted model, not a curated record.